Messenger RNA from Penicillium brasilianum, 681 nucleotides. NCBI's taxonomy places the organism in Eukaryota, Fungi, Ascomycota, Eurotiomycetes, Eurotiales, Aspergillaceae. The record is from the annotation of a GenBank genome assembly.
AUGAUUCGACUCGCUAUGGAUAUUCCAGUCUCUCAAAUCAAGCCAAUAUACGACCCUCAUCACCAUCAAGCUUCCCAGAACUCAUCAACUGUCAACACGCUCAUCCAAACCCUCAACCUCCAGCCCCAUCCCGAAGGCGGCUACUUCGCCGAAACCGAUCGCCCUCCCCCUCCCCCUCCCGUGGACAAGACAGAAACGCAACCUCAAGAUCACGAUCCCUCCCUCCCCGCAGCAAGUUCUACCAUCUUCUACUUGCUCACUCCCAACGCCCCGCUAGGCAUGUUCCACCGUGAUCGGGCCCGGACCAUCCAUACCUGGCACCGGGGACGCGGGCGGUACGUGAUCAUCCACGCAGAUGAGGCUUCCUGCAGCCACGCGGGCUUGGAAAAAUCCGAGCGUGAGGAGGAAAAGGUACGACUGGAGAGCUUUGUGGUCGGACCCGACGUGGCGCGUGGGGAGCACUUGCAGUGGGUAGUUGGCGCGGGGAAGUAUAAGGCGAGUUAUUUGUUGCCGGAUAUUUCCACUCCGGGGGAUUCGGAGGGGUUGUUGAUCAGUGAAGUGGUCGUCCCGGGAUUCGAUUUUGCGGGUCUCGACUUUCUACGCAAAGAUAAAAUGGAGGAAUUGCUCACUGCAGAGCAAGUACGAGAACUCAGUUGGAUGCUGAAGACCCCAGAAGAAUAA